AUCUUAUCUUCAGAAUGUCUCGCCUUGAAGCUAAAAAGCCUCCGUUAUUUAUUAGUGAGCCGCUAACUAGAGAUGCAGUGAGUCAGUCGCUGUCUCUGCUGAGUGGGAUAUUAAAAUCUUCCUACGGUCCUGCUGGUCGACUCAAGCAGCUCCACAAUGGUGUGGGGGGCUGUGUUUGUACCACUUCCCAGUCCUCAGCCCUCCUGGGGCACCUUUCCCUCAGCCAGCCCGUGCUGCGUGUCCUGACAGCCUCUGUACGGAACCACGUGUCACGGUUCAGUGACUGUGGCUUGUUCACUGCCAUCCUUUGCUGUGGCUUCAUCGAAAAUUUCAGGAGCCUGAAUGUUGCACCUUUUACUGUCAUUAAAAUAAGCAAGCAUCUUCUGAGUCUGUGCAUGGACCACCUGAAAUCUGAGGCCUGUGGUUGCCGGGUGUCUGUGGAUUUUAGCAGUGUUGAGACCCUUGUUUGUUUGGUUCGGAGCAUUUUAACAAGCAAACCUGCUUGCAUGCUUAAUAAAACUGAAGUUGAUCAUCUCACCUCACUGGUUUUAAAGGCUUUUAUAUUUACUGUUCCACGUCACGUUGAGACUAAUGCUGUUUUAGGGAAGUGUGUGGUAAUACCUGUGAAAGGUGGAAGAGUUGUGGAUUCUACAGUCCUUCCUGGACUGCUGAUAGAAGCGCCAGAAAUCCAGUUGGGAAAACCACUUGCUGUCAAAAGGACCGGUUCAAACAUGAUCAGCAUUGCCCUUUUCAGUGUGUCCAUGUCAGGGGAUGGCUCUAACCCUGAGGAAGGAACUAUAGCAGUCCAUCAUGGAGUUUCUCUGGAAGUGUCGGAGCUGAAUCAGUUGCUGAAUGUGGGGAAGCAGCUGGUUAAGGAUGAGGUGGGCCUUGUGGUGUGCCAGAAGGUGAUGCAUCCCUCCUUGAAGCAGUUCCUGAAGGAGCAGGGUGUCGUGGCUGUGGACAGGGCUGGGCUGUCCCUGAUGGAGCCCCUGGGCCGUGUGACAGGUUCACAGCCUAUAGCUUCCAUACAUUGGCUGCCUCCUGGCUGUUACGGCAGCUUGAAAGAUUUGUGUGUUGAGAGUUUUGCUUCAAAGCAUUUUCUACAUCUAAUUCCUGAGGACACAGUUAUCUGCAGCCUGAUACUCUGUAACAGAAAUGAAACAGCAUGGGAUGAGUUGAAGCGUGUCUGUGAAACUGCAGAACAUGUGUUGCAGUUAACAGUGAAGGAACCUUUGGCAUUAUUAGGAGGGGGCUGUACAGAAACUCACCUGGCUUCAUACAUAAGACACAAGAGUUCUAGCCUGCCUGCCAGCACUUUCAGAGACCUGGGUUGUUCUCAGACACAGUACCAAUUGGUUGCUGAGGGGUUUUGCCGUUCCCUGGAGUCUGUAGCUCGCUCUCUGAGUCACGAUGGAGAAGAAGUCCUGACAGAUGUGGUGUAUGGGCACUGCUGGUUUGUUCCCCCAGGUUCUCCCUGUGUCUCCAGGUGGUCAGGUUUAGUUUCAAAAUGUGGCUGUGGGGUGAGUGGUAGCACAGAAGACCUCAGCUGGAGCUGUUUGCAAGGCCAGUCUGGCUCUCCUGUUUUGCAGGGCUGCCCUCAAGAGCCCUCAGUAAAGGUUGCUGACCUCCGGGUUCUGGAUUGCUUUGCUGCCAAGUGCAGUGGCCUGCAAGUAGCUCUGGAGACAGCCAACCUGAUUUUGGAUCUCUCAUACAUAAUUGAAGAUCAAAAUUAGCUCUGAUCUAACGUGAUUUGUGUUGUUUAGCAAGACAACACUGAAUUGAAGGCAGGCUAACGUAUAAUGUGUUAAAAUAUUUGAAUGGGUUAGAGGGUGGACAGCAGACAGAAAUUUUAAAUUCAACAGCUGACCAUUGAAUACUCUUCUCAUUGUUAAUCUGCUGUGCUCUCAAGCAUUUUCAAAUGUUCUACCUGUUCCCUCUGCAUUAAGGAAAGUUUUGGAUGUUGGUUAGCUCUGUGGCAUCUUCAAAGGAAUGGAAAAAAUGGAUUCACUUGCUGAGAAAAUAUGUAUUAGGAUUUAUACAGUCUCAGCAAAAGCUUUACACAUCUAAAGAGACUUGAAUCACUGGUAUUUUUAAUUUUGUAGGUAAAAAAAAAGCUUAGCAGAUACCUUGAGCCACUUGUUUUUAAUUUUGUCCUGAAGUUUUUGUCACCAUAUACCAUAUAUACAUGCAGUUUCUAUUUCUAAAUGGUGAAAGAUUUAAAUUCAUAUAUGUAAUUUAUUCAGCAAGUUACAAAUCUCAGCCUGUAGCUCUUAAGGUAGCAGGUAGGUAAUAGAAGAUUUGGAAAGAAAUGGCAGACUGGGUGGAAAAAACUUUUGUGCAUGGGCCUUGAUUAUCUUCUGUGGAAUACAGGGCAGUCUAUAAUGAAGUUUCUAUCAUUCAAGCAAAGCUGCAAGAAUGUCCCACUUACCAUUCAAUUAACUCUUUGACUGUGCAUGGCUUCUUUUAAUGAAGUAAGGCUUUAAGCUGCUCAGACUUGUUUUGAUCUUUAAAUAAGACUGUAGACUGAAUGAUCAAAACUUUUUCUCAUUCUCAGCUUGCAUGCAAGAUCAAAAAGGGUGCUACAUUUUCUUACUUAAGCUCAUUUUCUUUGCCACUUUUCUUCUCCCUCUUUGUCUUCAGCCACAAGGGACAAAUCAUGCAUGGUGCAAUUCCAGAAAACAUCCUGGUCAGUUGUCAUCUAGUCUGCUUAUUUUUUUCCUGCUCGCUUUAGAUUUUAAUAUAUUUAUUUACUGCAUAUAAGCAGUAGAAUUGUUAUAUAUAACUCAGUUUUGAAAUAUGUAAUUAAAACCUGAUCUUUCCAGGCCUUUUGUACAAAGUUCUUUUAAUUUUGAGAACAUAAGUAAUCAUUUUCUCCGUGGGAAAAAAAAAAAAGUUAUUUAAAGUUCUUUAUCUUUUUAUGACCUGAAAUGAUUGCUUCAGUGCUGUAAGGCUUACUUUGGGGACUUGUGCAAGAAUGUUACAAGGGUUGAGAAUGGAGGCUGCUGAAGGCUGGUUUGAAAGCUAAUAAGGCUGCUUUCAUAUCUUGAUCCUCCCAUAUGCUGUGAACUAUAUGAAAACAACAGGAAUAAUGAAGUGAAAUGAUGGUGCACAUUUUAAGGCACAGAAGAAUCUUGGUAGUACUUCAUCUAAUUAUGACUCUCCUACCCAGAGUGCUGAAUUAUACUAUUUGACUUCCUAUAAUAGCAGCUUGUUAUGCAGUGUGGAAAAUGUUGAGUUUAGUGACUACAGCUGUGAAGUGAAAAUUAAGACAAUAUUCAAGCAGAAGCAGUUGUGAGUGUUCUUUUGUCUUGGUAUCUGAAGGUCGAAUCACAGGUCUUGAAUCAGAGCUGACAAUGGUUUUUAUUCUCCCCCAAAAAGAAAGUCACAGAGUAAAAAGCUGAAAAAAUUAAAUUUUAUUUUUGCUAAGUAGCUAAAAAUCAUUUAUACCUGAACUAAAGAUUUUUUCAUAUAUAGGUAACUUUAAUAACAAUGAAUUUUUGCCUCCUGCUAUAACUAAAAAGGAUAAAUAAGCAGCUUGCUCUGCUGUUUAUGGACAGUAUGGGUUCAGUUCUCAGUUGUACUACAGUAGGCUUGAACCUUUAGUGUUUAGUGUGGUCUCAUCUUUGAGGGGUAACAUAGGAGGAGUACUUUGGAUAGUUUUUAAAAUCCAAGUAAAAAGAAUUUUGACUCAAUCUAACAGCAACAUAAAGUAACUUUUGAACUUGAUGUUUUCUAAUAAAAUUUGGGUGCAAAAAUGGUUGGGUUUCCCCGUGUGUUUCAAAGUUGACAGAAUGAAAUAUGCUGUAAUGCCUCUGAGAAGCCACUCUGGUUUUAUUCCUGUUCCCCUUGGCAUUUGGUUGGAAUUCAAGAUCAGCAAUGUCAGACAUAUCAGCAAUCCUUACUGUAUCAUGUCUUCAGAGUCUGUGCUCUGCUGUUCAGAGUGGAUGUUUGUGUGAUGCUAAUCCUUGAAGACAGGCCAGAAACAGGUUUGUGACUUUGGGAAGCUUCACCUUACUAUAUUGGUGGCAUAACACUGGUUUGUUGGUUUAAAUAUUUUUUUUCUAUUUUUUUAUUCAAGUGUUUGGGGUUUUUUAGGCUGAGCAUCCGCUACAGUGUUAGAUCUGUCCCAGUAAGGAGGGUAUUGAUUGCUGUCAAAGCUUGUAAGGAAAAUAGUGCUUGGAAUAUCACAGGCACAGCAGAGCUUGUACAAAACAAUUCACACCUUACCCAAAACCUGUACUCUUGAGUUUUACUUGUGCCCUUAUUUUGCUGUGCUGGUUAGCAAAAUGUGGUAUUUAUCACAUCUUCAGCAGUGCCAUGAGAUCUGAGUCAUGUAAGUAUUACACUCUUCAAUCUCAGAAAAAUCAAUAUCUUUGAGUCAUGUCAUAGGAAGAACUUUAACUGGAUCUGCAUUUACUGCUGUUCUGAAGAUGCAGAAACAGUCUGACUUUAUUGCAAAGGGACUGCCUCCAGCAUGCUUACAAUCUGCCAGCCAGACUUUUUGAGAAGCCAUAUUACAAUGGGUGGUUCUAGAAUAUUAGUAGCUUUUAUCCAUUAUUGUAAAUACAAGUCAUUUCUAUGUUUGUCAGCAGGGACAAGUUGCACAGUACUAAUAACUUUUUGACCAGUAA
This is a messenger RNA of Agelaius phoeniceus (red-winged blackbird), 4631 nucleotides long. It is a transcript of the gene MKKS, whose product is annotated as MKKS centrosomal shuttling protein. Lineage: Eukaryota; Metazoa; Chordata; Aves; Passeriformes; Icteridae. Gene Ontology annotation, molecular function: ATP binding. Gene Ontology annotation, biological process: cilium assembly; intracellular transport; developmental process. Gene Ontology annotation, cellular component: nucleus; cytoplasm; kinociliary basal body. The record is from RefSeq and is a predicted model, not a curated record.